UAAAUGCAGCAUCCUCCCAGAAAGCUCAGAGCAGGUCACGCACAGCCACGCACCUAGAGCGCGCGGGAUGCCUGCCAUCUGAAGGACAGCGGCUCCUUACAACAGAUAAUCAGCAUCAUGACCAGGUCUGUGCAGGAGGAGCAGGCAGCAGUGGACUCGGAGGAGCAGCAGGAGCUCUGUAGCCCCACAGGAGGACAGCCAGAGGGGGGAGGAGGAGGGGGAGGAGAGGAAGAGGAAGACCGCCUCCACCGCAUGGAGGAGGAUGAGGAGGAGGAUGAAGAGGAGGAAGAGGAGGAGGAGGAGGAGGAGGAGGAGGAGGAGGAGGAACAUGGUGACAACAAACCUAAGAGGCGAGGGCCAAAGAAGAAGAAGAUGACAAAGGCUCGACUCCAGAGGUUUAAGAUCCGUCGGAUGAAAGCCAAUGCUCGAGAGAGGAACCGCAUGCAUGGGCUGAACGAUGCUCUGGAGAGUCUACGGAAGGUUGUCCCCUGUUAUUCCAAAACCCAGAAACUGUCCAAAAUUGAGACACUCCGCCUUGCCAAGAACUAUAUUUGGGCCCUGAGUGAAAUCCUGCGCUCCGGAAAGGCGCCUGACCUCAUGAGCUUUGUGCAGGCACUCUGCAAAGGUCUGUCUCAGCCAACCACUAAUCUGGUGGCCGGCUGCCUGCAGCUCAACCCUCGGACCUUCCUGCCGGAGCAGACCCCUGACCUGCCGCCUCAUCUUCCCCCUGUUGGCACCGCUGGUUAUCCAGGACACUUCUCUUACCAGAGCCCAGGGCUGACGGCGGGCUUGCCCAGUCCGCCUUAUGGUACCAUGGAGCCCUCCCACAUCUUCCAUCAAGUCAAAGGUCAGCCCUAUGGCCCUUUAGAGCCCUUCUUUGAUGGUGUCCUGGUGUCAGACAGCCCAGCCUUUGACCCGCCCCUUAGCCCACCGCUCAGCAUCAAUGGGAACUUCUCAUCCUUCAAGCAUGAGGCUGUCGCAGCUGCCGACUAUGACAAGAGUUUCUCCUUCAGUGUGCACUACGGGGGAGGAGGAGCUGGGGGCCACCCUGGCAUCUACAAUGGCGGGGGGUCUAACCCACGAUGUGGUGAACUGCAGGUGGAUGGACUGAUGAGCUUUGAUGGACACUCACACCACGAGCGGCUGAUGAACGCCCAGCUGAACGCCAUCUUCCACGACUCCUGAGGAAGAGGAGGAUGAAGGACUGAGAGUGAUGGAGACAGAGAGACGAACUGAUGGACCAUCAUGUAUCUUUCUUUCAGUCCUUCUUUCUUUUCUUCAUUCUGUCUGUCAGGCUCUGUGACUCUUCUUCAGUUUAGUAAUCAGGAUGGUGAAGUUGAUGAUGUCACACUGAUGCUGUAAUCAUUGUAGCACUUCAUCUUGCGGAGACGCUCUCUGAAUGUCUCAUGAUUAUUCAUAUUAUCACUUUAAAAUUAUCAAUAAUCAAUAAGCAAUAAUCUGGAAGAAACUAUGCAAUUUUGUUAAACCCUGAGUGAUGCUCAGCUGAUGAUUCCAUAUGUUAAAAGAAUAAAAAUUUCUCUAUUUUUUUGGUCAGUGUGUGAGGCAGUGUUGGGCCAGUGUUAAGCUGGCAGUGGGUCGAAGUGUUCAUGUGGUUUUUACUUUUUGCUUUUUAUAACGUUACUGUAGCAUUCUGUUAACACUUCAUGUAACUUUUGUUCAUAUUUGAUAAGAUAGAUGUUUAUAAAGGCCUUUUAUUAAAAGGAAUUCAAUGUGA
Messenger RNA from Monopterus albus (swamp eel), 1735 nucleotides. It is a transcript of the gene neurod1, whose product is annotated as neuronal differentiation 1. Gene Ontology annotation, molecular function: DNA-binding transcription factor activity, RNA polymerase II-specific; protein dimerization activity; E-box binding. The transcript is spliced from 4 exons. Bases 118 to 1185 code for a protein of 355 amino acids. Lineage: Eukaryota; Metazoa; Chordata; Actinopteri; Synbranchiformes; Synbranchidae. The record is from RefSeq and is a predicted model, not a curated record. Gene Ontology annotation, cellular component: nucleus. Gene Ontology annotation, biological process: sensory organ development; axon development; positive regulation of transcription by RNA polymerase II.